AAUGCAGGGCGCUAGAAGUACUGCACCCUGCUCUCUUGCUCGGGUGUGGUGUGGUUUUGGCUCACCUCUCCGUUGCUACCCCAAAGCGGCUGUGUGUUGUGUAUUUUGAUUUACGUUCUUGUUUUUGGUACUUUCUGUUGGGCCAUCGACUGCUUCUUUCCAUUAGAGGGCAAUGCUUGUCCUACCCCUCGGCCCCAACAACUUUUCUUCAGGAUCUAUGGCCAAGUGACCUUCAGUUUUCAUUCAUUCCACAAGACCCUCCAGCUGUGGGCCUGGUCUUACGCGGGGUCCUGGGAAAUGGGCACCUGGCAGGGGAGGCAGGUGACCCAACAGGCAGAUGCUGUCACAGAACCCUCAGACGCUGUCACAAGGUGACCACGGAAGCCGUGGAAGUGUGGAACAGGCCCUAAGGCAGUCAGGGGAGGCUUCUUGGAGGAAGUGGUGUCUGCGCUGAAGCCUGAAGGACCCAGGAGGAGCCAGUGAGGCUUGAAGAGCCGGAGGGAAGCAGAGGGAGCAGCUGAGCCAGGCAGAGGCGUGAGGGCGCAAAGGAGCAGUCAGGUGUGGCAGGAGUGUUGAGCACCAUGCGGGUGGCAGGCAGAGAUGAGGGCGCCAUGUUUUGGAAGUUUGACCUGCACACAAGCUCACACCUGGACACACUGCUGGAGCGGGAGGACCUGAGCCUGCCCGAGCUGCUGGAUGAGGAGGACGUCCUGCAGGAGUGCAAGGUGGUCAAUCGCAAGCUGCUGGACUUCCUGCUGCAGCCACCGCACCUGCAGGCCAUGGUGGCCUGGGUCACCCAGGAGCCACCGGCCAGUGGAGAGGAGCGGCUGCGCUACAAGUACCCCAGUGUGGCCUGUGAGAUCCUGACCUCGGACGUGCCCCAAAUCAAUGACGCCCUGGGCGCAGACGAGUCCCUGCUGAACCGGCUGUACGGCUUCCUGCAGAGCGGCGGCUGCCUCAACCCACUGCUGGCCAGCUUCUUCAGCAAGGUCAUGGGCGUCCUCAUCAACCGAAAGCCGGACCAGCUCGUGUCCUUCCUGCGGAAGAAGGACGACUUUGUGGGCCUGCUGCUGCAGCACCUCGGCACCUCAGCCAUCAUGGACCUGCUGUUGCGCCUCCUCACCUGUGUGGAGCGGCCCCAGCUGAGGCAGGAAGUGGUCAAUUGGCUCAAUGAGGAGAAGAUUGUCCAGCGGCUGAUCGAGCAGAUCCACCCAUCGAAAGAUGACAAUCAACAUUCCAACGCAUCCCAGUCCCUGUGCGACAUCAUCCGCCUGAGCCGGGAGCAGGUGAUCCAAGUCCAGGACAGCCCGGAGCCCGACCCGCUGCUGACCACCCUGGAGAAGCAGGAGACGAUUGAGCAGCUCCUGAGCAACAUGCUGGAGGGAGAGCUGAACCCGUCCGUGCUCGUCAGCGGGAUCCAGGUGCUGCUGACCCUGCUGGAGCCCAGGAGGCCACGGUCCGAGUCUGUGGUCGUGAACAACUUCUUCAGCAGUGUGGACGGACAGCUGGAGCUCCUGGCCCCGGCGCCCCUGGACGCCUCUGUGUCCAGCUUGGGCACUCUGCACGCCCUGCGCCCGCGGCUCGGUCGCUUCCACCAGCUCCUGUUUGAGCCGCUGCAGCUGGAGCCACUGUGCACGACCUGGGGCACCCUGGCCCCUCCACUGGGCAACACACGGCUGCACGUGGUCAAGCUGCUGGCCAGCGCCCUGAGCGCCAAUGACGCCGCCCUGACCCAGGAGCUCCUGGCACUGGACGUGCCCAACACCAUGCUGGACCUCUUCUUCCACUACGUGUUCAACAACUUCCUGCACACCCAAGUGGAGGUGUGCGUGAGCGCCAUGCUGAGCGCCGGGCCCCCGCCCCACAACGGCUUGGGGACGCCCGGCCCGAACCCCGUCGUGAAGCACCUGCUGCAGCAGUGCCGCCUGGUGGCGCGCAUCCUGGCGUCCUGGGAGGAGAACGACCGCGUGCAGUCCACAGGGGGGCCACGGAAGGGCUACAUGGGCCACCUGACGAGAGUGGCCAACGCGCUGGUGCAGAACGCGGAGAAGGGGCCCAAUGCCCAGCAGCUGGGGCAGCUGCUGAAGGAGCUGCCAGGCGAGCAGCAGGAGCAGUGGGAGGCCUUCGUGUCGGGACCUCUGGCCGAGACCAACAAGAAGAACAUGGUGGACCUGGUGAACACCCAGCACCUGCACUCCUCCAGUGACGACGAGGACGACCGGCUCAAGGAGUUCAGCUUCCCUGAGGAGGCUGUGCUGCAGCAGGCCUUCGUGGAUUUCCAGACGCAGCGCAUGACCUCCGCCUUCAUAGACCACUUCGGCUUCAACGACGAGGAGUUUGGGGAGCAGGAGGAAAGCGUGAACGCACCUUUUGACAAGACAGCCAACAUCACCUUUUCCCUCAAUGCCGACGACGAGAACCCCAACGCCAACCUGCUCGAGAUGUGCUACAAGGACCGGAUCCAGCAGUUCGAUGACGAGGAGGACGAGGAGGAGGAGGAGGAGGGCCGGGGCUCCGUGGAGUCUGACGGGGAGGAUGGCGCCUGGCAGGGCAGCCAGCUGGCCAGGGCGGGGCGCCUGGGCCAGCCCCCGGGUAUGCGGAGUGGAGGCAGCACAGAUAGCGAGGAGGAGGAGGAAGACGAGGAGGACGACGACGAGGACGUCGACGAGGAGGAGGUGGCCCCAGGUGGGGCCAGGCCUUCCUCUUACCCCAGCCCUGGCCCCCAGCCUCCCAGCCCCAGCUGGACAGCCACCUUUGACCCAGUGCCUACAGAUGCCCUGACCAGCCCCCAGGAAUCUGGGGCGAAGGAGCCAUGCUUCAGGCCCCCUGCCCCAAAGGGGCCCCUCAGUGUGCCCCAGGACCUCCCCGCCCCGAGCCCAGCUGGCCCUGUGGCCCCCGGCACCCUGCAGCUCAGGUCCCAGGACCCUGCACCCUCAGCACCUCAGGAAGCCUCAGACAGCGGCAGGGCAGCGGAGCCCUCAGCCCCCUGUCAGGCCUUGGUCAGCGUCAGGGACCUCCAGGCCACCCUCCGAGGGACGAGCUCCGCCCCCAGCUCCUUGGACAGUGCAACCAGAGACCCUGCUACCUCUGUCCCAGCCCCUGGUGCCCACCAGCCCCCUAAGACCACGGAGAGGGAGAAGAGCCCAGAGCCCUCAGGGUUCCCCCAAAGCCAGAGUGCCCAAGCCCUCCAGCUGUCUCCAGUGCCCAACGGCUCUGCCCAGGGAGGGCCAGUGUCCCCAGGCGCCCAGUGA
This is a messenger RNA of Molossus molossus (Pallas's mastiff bat), 3251 nucleotides long. RefSeq names its product protein phosphatase 6 regulatory subunit 1 (gene PPP6R1). The record is from RefSeq and is a predicted model, not a curated record. Bases 582 to 3251 code for a protein of 889 amino acids. Gene Ontology annotation, molecular function: protein phosphatase binding; protein phosphatase regulator activity. NCBI's taxonomy places the organism in Eukaryota, Metazoa, Chordata, Mammalia, Chiroptera, Molossidae. Gene Ontology annotation, cellular component: cytosol; nucleus. The transcript has 23 exons.